AUGGUGCCAAUGGAAAGAAAUGUGAGUGUGGAGAUUAUCUUUGUCCUGGUGGGCUUCACAGACUACCCUGAGCUUCAGAUCCCCCUCUUCCUAGUCUUUCUCUUCAUGUACAUCAUCACUGUAGUGGGGAACCUUGGGAUGAUAGUGCUCAUCAAUAUCGACCCCAAGUUCCACACUCCCAUGUACUUUUUCCUUAGCCACCUUUCCUUUGUUGAUUUCUGUUAUCCAACAAUUAUCAUGCCCAAGCUGCUUGAGAACUUGAUCCUGGCUGAUAAAACUAUACUUUAUUUCAGCUGCAUGCUGCAGUACUUCCUGUCCUGUGUGGCUGUGGUGGCUGAGUCCUACUUGUUAGCAGUUAUGGCCUAUGACCGCUUUGUGGCCAUCUGUAAUCCCUUGCUGUAUACUGUGGCCAUGUCACAGAGACUGUGCAUCCUGCUUGUGACUGGAUCAUAUAUCUGGAGCACAUUGGCCACCUUGAUUCUCCUCUGCUAUGCUCUGCAGCUAAAGUUCUCAAGAUUUACUGUGAUCAACCACUUCUUCUGUGAAUAUACUGCCCUCAUUGCUGUCUCUAGUUCUGAUAUACACAUCCCCAGCCUGCUACUCUUUUGUUUUGCAACCUUUAAUGAAGUGAGUACCCUACUGAUCAUUCUCACUUCUUACGUGUUCAUUUUUGUGACUGUGUUAAAAAUCAAAUCUGCUAGUGGACGUCGCAAAGCCUUCUCUACCUGUGCCUCCCACCUGACUGCCAUCACCAUUUUUCAUGGAACCAUACUUUCUCUGUACUGUGUACCUAACCCACAAAAUUCUAGGAAUGCAGUCAAAGUGGCCUCUGUCUUUUACGCAGUUGUCAACCCCUUGCUUAACCCUCUUAUCUACAGUCUGAGAAACAAGGAUGUGAAAGAGGUUUUACAGAAAGUAGUGAGCACUUCAUUGAAAUUCCCACUUCACUGA
Molecule: messenger RNA, 951 nt
Organism: Rattus norvegicus (Norway rat)
Lineage: Eukaryota; Metazoa; Chordata; Mammalia; Rodentia; Muridae
Gene: Or5d14
Product: olfactory receptor family 5 subfamily D member 14
Exons: 1
Coding region: 1-951 (316 amino acids)
Biological process (GO): G protein-coupled receptor signaling pathway; detection of chemical stimulus involved in sensory perception of smell; signal transduction
Cellular component (GO): plasma membrane; membrane
Molecular function (GO): olfactory receptor activity; G protein-coupled receptor activity
Source: RefSeq, marked reviewed